This is a messenger RNA of Aureobasidium namibiae CBS 147.97, 2445 nucleotides long. RefSeq names its product putative ABC transporter. Gene Ontology annotation, cellular component: membrane. Gene Ontology annotation, molecular function: ATP hydrolysis activity; ATP binding; ABC-type transporter activity. The transcript has 4 exons. Lineage: Eukaryota; Fungi; Ascomycota; Dothideomycetes; Dothideales; Saccotheciaceae. Bases 1 to 2445 code for a protein of 814 amino acids. Gene Ontology annotation, biological process: transmembrane transport. The record is from RefSeq and is a predicted model, not a curated record.
AUGUCUUCACGCUCGUUGGCCGUUCAAGUUCUACACUGGAUCACACCCAUCGCGAUCGGCACAACCUACAGCAUUGCGCGGCUCAUUGCAUUCUGUGCACUCCAGAAACCAUCCAGAUGUUCUCGUGGUUCAGCCAAAACUAGGCAGAUUGUGUCUGUAGUACUAUCGGCAACCGUUUCGCUGCUAUUUCAAUUCCAAGAACCGGAGCAGCAAGAUGUGACGCAAGACAUCCAAGUUUACGUUGGAGGAUCGAUAUUGAUCUGGGGAACCAUGACAAUUAAUCUGCUAGGGAAGUCAAAACAUAUCUGGUAUCCUUAUCUCGCAGCUUGGAUCAUAGGUGCUUUGCUCGAAACUUGUGUUCUUCUGGUCAAGGGUCUGUCUGGAUCAGGCAAGUUCUACUUGGAGUUUGGUGCUAUUCUACAAAUCUGUCGUAUUGUGUGCCUGUCUGUCCUCGCUGGAAGUGUUACUUGCUUCAAGCUAGCCCGACUCCGGGCAGACGAAGAACAUCGGCCGCUGCUCGGUUCUCAUGGCAGAACACACGAGGACUGCUCUUCAGCUGACUCCGCAGAUGAAGACGAUGAUUUGCUUCCUGCUCAAGAUGAAGGUGAAUGCUCUGAUCAGACGAAAGAGCUGAAAGAGAAGCACAAAAAGCGCUUGCAAGAGUCUGGAAGCUGGAUGGCAUAUCUGAAGGAUUUCAAGCUGCUUGCAAAGCUUGCAUUGCCCUCAGAAGAUCGAUCUGCAAAGAUUUGUCUUGCCAUCUUGGUUGUUGUGAUACUUGCUGACAGAGCUUUAAAUCUCCUGGUUCCAAGACAGCUGGGCAUAAUCACCGACAAGCUCUCUUCAGUACAUGAGACCGGCGAAAUCCCUUUCAAGGAGAUUGGACUGUGGAUGCUUUACGUGUGGCUCGGUUCCUAUGCUGGUCUUCAUGCUAUCACUCAAUUCUGUCAGCUCCCGAUUGAGCAGUACGCCUAUCGAAAGAUUGGAACGACAGCGUUCGGUCACAUCAUGAAUCUAUCCAUGGAUUUUCACAGCAACAAGCAUUCAGGGGAGCUGAUGGCAGCCAUCGGGCAAGGUCAGCACCUGUAUCGUCUCUGCGAUUUCAUGUUUCUCGAUGUGGGUCCGAUGAUUUUCGAUCUCAUCAUCGCCAUGGUUUACGUUACCCUCCUUUUCGACGCAAGCAUUACUUUGAUCAUGAUUUUGGUCGGGGUUGGCUAUACAUGUAUCGGAACCAAAUCGACAUCUUGGGCUGUGCAACGUCGUAGACGAUACAAUCAGGCCCAGCGUAACGAGUCCAAGGUUCAAAACGAAAGUAUCGGGAACUGGCAGACGGUUGCACAUUUCAACAUGACCGACCAUGAAUGUGCCCAAUACUCCAAGGCAGUCGAUGAGCAUAACGUCGCAAGAGGUCGUUACUACAUGGCGCACUUUGCAGGAUAUGCCGCUCAGAAUCUUGUUCUACUGCUUGGACAACUCUCUGCUGCUUUGCUUGCUGCAUAUCGCGUGUCUCGCGGUGCAGCGCCGGUGGGCAACUUCAUCACUCUGGUGACUUAUUGGCGUACUAUUGAAGCACCACUUACCAGUGUCACGUUUUCUGUCAGACAGCUGUCCCAGAUGCUCAUCGACUCGGAGCGACUCUUGGAACUCUUGCGUACCCAACCGAGUGUUGUUGAUCGCCCUGAAGCAGAACCUCUGCGCUUUACUGAGGGCAGAGUCGACUUCGAUAGGGUCGGGUUCUCGUAUGAUACACGCAAAGCCUCUCUUGACAAUAUCUCCUUUAUUGCGGAAGCUGGCAAGACCAUUGCACUUGUUGGUGAGACAGGAGGUGGAAAAUCGACGAUCCUCAAACUACUCUUCCGGUACUACGAUGUGUCAAACGGCAGCAUCAAGAUUGACGGACAAGACAUCAGGAAUGUCACCCUAAACAGUCUUCGUGCAGCUUUUGGAGUGGUGCCACAAGACCCGUCUUUGUUUAACACCAGCAUCAUGGAGAACGUCCGAUAUGCUCGACUGGAAGCAACCGACGAGGAUGUUAAAGAGGCUUGCCGCGCAGCAGCAGUUCACGAUCGCAUCAUCUCAUUUCCCGAUGGUUAUCAAUCCACAGUCGGCGAGCGGGGUGUGAAACUGAGCGGUGGUGAGCUUCAACGCAUCGCCAUAGCCCGGGCAAUACUGCGCGACCCGCAUAUUGUGCUGUUGGACGAAGCAACAAGCAUGGUCGAUGCCGAAACGGAGGCCGCAAUUCAAAAGGCUUUCAAAAGACUGGCUACGGGAAGAACGACAUUUGUCGUGGCUCACCGACUGUCGACGAUCCAGGAUGCAGACCUCAUCCUCGUAGUACAGGAUGGUCAGAUUGUGGAAAGGGGCACGCACGAGCAGCUUUACGCUCUCAAUGGUAAGUACACCAGACUUUGGUCGAAACAACUGUCGAAGCAGGCGGCACAGGUAUGA